Messenger RNA from Oryzias melastigma (Indian medaka), 3126 nucleotides. It is a transcript of the gene espnlb, whose product is annotated as espin like b. Gene Ontology annotation, cellular component: cytoplasm. The record is from RefSeq and is a predicted model, not a curated record. Bases 1073 to 3055 code for a protein of 660 amino acids. Gene Ontology annotation, molecular function: actin filament binding. Gene Ontology annotation, biological process: actin filament bundle assembly. Lineage: Eukaryota; Metazoa; Chordata; Actinopteri; Beloniformes; Adrianichthyidae. The transcript is spliced from 5 exons.
UAAAAAAUGUACCUGCAGAAAAUAAUCAAAUUGAAGAAAACUGGGUUUAACUAUUGUGUUCCUGCUAUUAAAGCUCGUUUGGAGGAAUCAGAUGGGGGUGUUGGAAAAGUAAGAUAAGGAGCGUGAGCGGUACACCGCCGGAAGCCGUGGUCAAUCAGCUUUGCAGUUAACGUGACUGUCAUCAUGUACCCUUAACACGCAUAUCUGAGCAUGUGUGUCCAGUAUUUUGUUUCCCCACAUACAUUCACAGAGCUAUCGUUCUAUACUUCUGGGGCCAGGAUAUCCUAUUCCUGCCCUUUAAUUAUGCACAUUAAGAAGGCCCCCCAUCUGAGGUUUGGGUCCAGGUGAUGCUGCUCCUUGGUUUGAUCGUUUAUUCGAUUGUACUGCAUGAAGAGCAGGACGGCAGGCUCAAGACUCACCUUUCUAAUCUUCUUUGGGUAAUUUUUUUUUUAAAGUAACGUGCAAUUUUGGGGAUUUAUCAAGAUUUCUUCUGUCGUUGCGGAGCUGCUGGACCGCUAUGUAAGUAAACAAUGAGUGGUUAUCAUGAUUGAAAGCAACACCACUGAUGCUGAUAAGGUGACAUAAAUCUGAGAAGCUUCUAGAGAUUGGAAAAAAAUAUAUAUUAGAAAAGAUUAGUAAUUUGCGUUUUUAUAAAUUUAGUGUUAAUAGAAAUUUGAAUUAAAGAACUUUAUUUUUAGAUGCUAAUAUUUAUAUUUUUUACUACAGAAAUGAUUUUGUGGUGAAAAGUAUCUUUAAAUAUAACAUUUAUCUUGGAUUUCUUGCUUGUAGGCAUUAAAUAAAUGCAAAUAAAUGAAAAAAAAGUUUUUUUUACUUUAAAGAAAUACUUUUGUUGUUCUAUAUUUUAAUUCAGUGUGCGUCUGCAUGUGAACGUCAUCCCUGUGUUUUUGUAGAUUACCUCUGAGAUACUCCGCUGUGGGAUCUGGGUCACAUUUCUGCACCAGCGGGGGUCCGUUCAGAUGUUAACACCUUCUGUUUGUGUUCAUGUGAUUUGACGACAGAGGAGCUCCGGCUGUUUUGUGCCACCAGGGUGUGCAAAAGCUGCAGCGUCAACAUGGAGAACAAGCCAGUGAAGGAGGUGCUCCCCCUGCCUCGCCACCCGACCCCACUUCCUGUGACCUCCUCCUCUCCAGACUCCACCGCCAGCUCAAAGAAACCACCAGCAGGCUCCAUGCAGCAUGUUCAGAUGGCCUCCUCAGUGGUGACAUCGUUUAAUUAUCUGAAGCCUCCAGAAAGAGACCUGACGCUGCUGUCUCAGAUGAAGACGAUGAAGUCACUGAGACAGGCCGGCCUCACUGCGGUCUUCACUGGACAAACGAGAUUUGACAGCCCAGAGUUGGUGGAGGAGUUGCCCAUUUUUGACGCCAUUUUGGCGGACAUGGAUUCCCUGGUUCCCACUCACGAUGAAUCUGGCCAUCCCAUAGCGGAGUGGAAACGACAGGUGAUGGUGCGGCAGCUGCAAGUCCGGCUAGAGGACGAGGAGGAGCAGAGGAGACAGGAUAUCAUCAGUGGCCACAUUCCAGUGGACGGAUGGAAGUACUCACAGGCUCACAAUGCCGUCUUGGGGCCCUUCGGGGAACUCUUAACCGACGAGGAUCUGGUCUACCUGCAGAAGCAGAUUGAGUCUGUCUCCUUGCAGAAACGCUGCAAAGCUUAUGAGCUGGAGCUGGCCAGACUCACGGAGGAGCUGAGAGCCAUUUUACCUGAUCCUAUUGUCAACAUCUCCCUCAACAAGGAAAUCCUGCAGCAAAUGGACUCGGAGGGGAAAAUCCCUCUGGCUCUGCCGGUGUGGUGCAGUCGCGUAUCGGAGCUGGUCAGAAGUAUGUCUCUGCUCGUGGCGAAUUUGACCCAAACAACGGAAAAAGAGGGAGACUGGAGGGCGGUGGAAGGAGUAGUGGAGGGGAUGAAGGGUCUUCACGGAGUUACGGAUGUAUCCAGAAUCGGUCAAGAGACGGACAAAUCUCCUGAGGAGACUCCCGGUGGAUACCGGCUUCCACACAUCGGAAUGGCGUCUACCUUUAGUCAUCGCUUAGAGAGCAACAGCUGCAGCAGAGCUCGGAGGGAAAGGGUGGAGAGAGAGAUUCAACAGUCUGGGGUGUCGGUACGAAACCUCAGAUCAAACUUCGAGGAACAGAUUGGUGCCAUUUAUCCAUUCGCGCUUCUGCAAGAAGGACAGAGGUUGGAGACUCCGACUGGAGCAACAGGAAACAGUUUAACCAAAGGGCUCGACCUGGAUGCUCCUGAAAGACGCGCACCGGUGAUGGAGACGACCAGUUUGAGGAAAGAGCGAAUCGUCGUUUUGUUUCUGAGUCACUGGAAGAAGUCCGCCUAUGCCAUCUCGGUGAGAGCGGCGAGACAGAGACAGGGAGGGGUGGCAGCAGCACCGGCUCAAGAGAAAAUCCCCUCCAUUUUUAACUUGUGCCAACAAAAAGAAGGCGUGGACAAACUUCUGAACUUCUGGAAGAACAAACAAGAGUUUAAAGACGACCAGGAAUCCGGUUUGUCCUCCACCACCCUCUCUCAGAGCGCGUACCCCUGCGUGACCUUCUCCCCGGAGCAGUUCCUGCCAGACAUGGACGGUGUUGCGAUAAACCAUGACAACUUGACCCUUGACCUCUUCAUGCUGGGGUACUUCCACAUCCUGGAGCAAGAGCUGUCUCCGGAGGAGAGGAAGAUGAGGCACCUCCUCUGCUUUGAGAUUUUCGACCACAUUGGGAGCUUUCCCUGGGAAAAGGUGCGGGAUUUCCACAAAGCCGUCCUCCAGGAGAUCAACAGCGGGCGGCGACAGUGGAGCGACGGCUUCGAGGACCUCAAAGUCAGCUUCUUUGGAGAAUCUCCACCGUCCUGCUGCCCGUCGUCAUCAUCGCUGCCUGGCUCCAAAACUGUGCCCAAGGUCAUAGUUCAAAGUGCAUCUUCAGACGAGCACGACAGCAGCUCAGACAUCCACUUCAACACUGAAGACAUCUGUAGAUACAUCGAUCGCAGUUUUGCUUUCUGGAAGGAGAAGGAAGCCGAACUUUUUAAUUUUGAUCAUUAGUGGAAAAUGAUGCUGAUGCUAUUAUUCUGGAAAGCACAAAGUCCCUAAAUAAACCUGUCUUGUGAAUUCAA